AUGCCUCCAAUUUGUACCAAUAUUUUUCGUCCAAUGCUGCGUCCUCUUUGCCGUUAUGCGCACUUGAAUGGAACUCCGGGAAUUUACAAUACUGUUCCGAAUUGGAAGCCUGGACCGGGUUGGCGCCCACAGAGUCCACAAGGACCUUAUCUUGAUGGCUGGGCUAUGGGGUAUUGGCAUUAUACUCGACCACACAAUCUUCCAUUACUUUUUGCUAAAGCGGCAGUCUACCUUGCUUCUGCAUUUUGGCUUCCAUUUUUCGUUGUGGAAUAUCAAUUGAAGAAGUCAAAGGCAGGAAGUUGA
This is a messenger RNA of Meloidogyne enterolobii, 303 nucleotides long. The record is from the annotation of a GenBank genome assembly. Lineage: Eukaryota; Metazoa; Nematoda; Chromadorea; Rhabditida; Meloidogynidae.